Bipolaris maydis ATCC 48331 is the source of this 1302-nucleotide messenger RNA. RefSeq lists its product as uncharacterized. The record is from RefSeq and is a predicted model, not a curated record. Lineage: Eukaryota; Fungi; Ascomycota; Dothideomycetes; Pleosporales; Pleosporaceae.
CGCUCGACCUCGCGAUCGCGCCGAUCUUACCCGAAUCUCCACAAUCUCUCCAUAGCCCCGCUCAGCGCCAAAUAUCCGCUCGAUGCAUCUGUUCCACCAUCACCCGACGAGCCGGGAACCCAGACACCUCGCACAUCCUACAUAGCCCAGAAGUCGGCUCCCGCCACUCCGGGCGUGCUGAGCCUCAGUCAAACCCGAAGCAACUCGAGACAGCACACCAGAAAGGCCUACGCAUACGACAGCUAUUUCGUCGACACCAAUUCUGAGAUCCGAGCAGCUGGCGAUAUACCAAAAGCCAAGAGCACAAGCAUACUGCAUCCCGGAGUUAGCUUCACAGAUGAAGUCGCGGGCGUGACGGAAGCCAGCAAGCUGCGGCAUCACACAAGACAAGGCACCGCGCCUCUCCCUCUCUUCUCACCGCCCAUCAAACACCACACCAAAGAGUCCAACCACGAAUGGCUCCACCGCGCCGGCCUCGCCAUCGCCGGCGAGACAAGAGAUAGCAAAGGCCAAAGCUGGCUCGUCCGCCGCGAAAGCUCCACAAGCCUCGUAGGCCAGGACACAGAGUACAAUCCCGAUGGUCCCCUCGAUAAUAACAACCACCACAUGGUCCUCUUGUCCGGCGAGCACGUCAACGAAGCAGACUACCCGUCUUUCUUCUCCCCCCGCAUGUCGCGCGCCGGCAGCAGGUUCGCCAGCCGCAUGGGCUCGCGCGUCCCCAGUGCGCGCCCCAGUCGCCGCGGCAGCAGAGCCGGCAGCCGCGUGGAUCUCAUGACGGGUCUGGGCAUCAAGACGGCGUCUGAGCCCGAAGAACGCUUCAUCGAGCCCGACUUCAUUGAAGCCGACGAGGAUUCCGACGGCGACGAGGAAGAAGUUGCGCGGCUGGCGCGCGAACGCGGGUUUGGCCUCGGAGGCUGGAUGGAUCGUCUGAUCGGGUGGUCGUUGUUUGCCGUGGAUGAGGACAGAGAGGGCUCGGAUGACGAGGAUGACGAGGAUGACGACGAGGACGCACACGAUGCCAAGGGGCUUCGUGGGAGGGAGUUGAAGUUGGAUGAUUUGACAAAGGAGGAGCUGAAGCUCAGGCGCGAGGUCGAGGCUAAGCGCAGGAAAAUGGAGCGUGAGGCCAUUAUUGCCGCCGCCGCCGUUAAGAGCCAGCAUGGCGAGGGAGAGGCGGCGAGUCGACCGAGUACGGCGGGGGAGGGAGAGGGUAGUGAUGGUCAGACGAGGCGGGCGAAUGAAGAGGCGGGUGGCUGGCAGGAUGCUGCGUGGUUGCUCAGUGUAGCAUCCAAGGCUCUUUUCUAG